Messenger RNA from Rhagoletis zephyria (snowberry fruit fly), 930 nucleotides. Lineage: Eukaryota; Metazoa; Arthropoda; Insecta; Diptera; Tephritidae. The record is from RefSeq and is a predicted model, not a curated record.
UCCAAUGCGACGCGCGAGCUGGACGACCUGAUGGCUUCACUGUCCGACUUUAAGGUAACGCCGAGCAAAUCGAAUCUGGUGGCGCUGGGACGAGUGCAGGUGCCGGCAAAGAACGGGCAGCACGUGCUCUACCGCCACCCCGACUCGACUGACCUCGACUCGAUGAUCGGCGACCUGGAGUCAGACCUGAACCGGCACGGCGUGGACACCACCACCAAGGGCGACUGUGGCGCCUGCGGCCGGGCGAUCGUCGGUCAGGUGGUGACCGCCAUGGGCAAGAUCUACCACCCGGAGCACUUUACCUGUGCCAAGUGCAACACACAACUGGGCAACCAGAGUUUCUUUGAGCGAGAGGGUUUGGCGUACUGCGAGCAGGACUACCACAAGCUCUUUUCCCCCAAGUGUAACUACUGCAAUCAGGCCAUUCUUGACCGAUGCAUCACCGCCCUCGACAAGACCUGGCAUCCGGAGCACUUCUUCUGCGCCCACUGUGGACAGAACUUUGGCGAUGAUGGCUACCACGAGAAGGCGGGCAAUGCCUACUGUCGGGAGGACUUCUUCAAGCUCUUUGCGCCCAAGUGCUCCGGCUGUGCGCAGCCCAUUGUCGACAAUUACGUGUCGGCGCUGGGCGGCCACUGGCACUCCAACUGCUUCGUCUGCAGGGACUGUCACCUGCCCUUUGACGGCGGCAAUUACUUCGACAUUGAGGGUGAGCCCUUCUGCGAGUCGCACUACCACGACAAGCGCGGCACCCUGUGUGCCACCUGUCGGAAGCCGAUCACCGGUCGGUGCAUCACCGCCAUGUUUCAGAAGUUCCACCCGGAGCACUUUACCUGCGUCUUCUGUCUGAAGCAGCUGAACAAGGGCACCUUCAAGAAGCACCAAGAGAAGCCGUACUGUCACUCCUGCUUCGAUAAGCUCUUUGCCUGA